CGCGCCGCAGCGCCGCGCCGGGCCGGACGGGCAGCGCACGGCAGCGCACCGCGCCGCUUCCGGCUUCCGCAGGGCCGCUGCAGCCAGGUCGUGAAAAAUGCCUAAAAAGAAGACUGGUGCUCGUAAGAAAGCUGAGAACCGCCGUGAACGUGAAAAGCAGAUAAGGGCUUCAAGAGCCAACAUAGAUUUAGCCAAACAUCCUUGUAAUGCUUCAAUGGAAUGUGAUAAGUGCCAAAGACGACAGAAGAAUAGAGCUUUUUGCUACUUCUGCAACUCUGUUCAAAAACUACCCAUUUGUGCACAAUGUGGAAAAACCAAAUGCAUGAUGAAGUCUUCAGACUGUGUUAUAAAACAUGCUGGUGUGUACAGUACUGGACUAGCAAUGGUGGGUGCAAUCUGUGAUUUCUGUGAAGCUUGGGUGUGUCACGGGAGGAAAUGUCUGAGCACACACGCGUGUACCUGCCCUCUCGCAGAUGCAGAAUGUGUUGAGUGUGAAAGAAGCGUUUGGGACCACGGAGGCAGAAUAUUCACCUGCUCUUUUUGCCACGAUUUCCUCUGUGAAGAUGAUCAGUUUGAACAUCAAGCCAGCUGCCAAGUUCUGGAAGCAGAGACAUUUAAAUGUGUUUCCUGUAACAGGCUUGGGCAGCAUUCAUGCCUGCGUUGUAAGGCUUGCUUUUGUGACGAUCAUGUGCGAAGUAAGGUUUUCAAGCAGGAAAAAGGAAAAGAGCCUCCCUGUCCUAAAUGUGGCCAUGAAACUCAGCAGACAAAGGAUCUGAGCAUGUCAACGCGUUCUUUGAAGUUCGGCCGACAGACUGGAGGUGAAGAUGCAGAUGGAGCUUCUGGUUAUGAUGCCUACUGGAAGAACCUCUCCUCCAGCAAACCCGGAGAUUCGGGUGACUGUGAGGAUGAAUAUAAUGAGUAUGAAGCAGAAGAGGAUGAUGAAGAUGACAAUGAUGAAGGAGGGAAGGAUUUUGAUACUGAGACCACAGAUGUAUUCAGCAAUUUGAAUUUAGGAAGGACCUAUGCAAGCGGGUAUGCACAUUAUGAGGAACCAGAAGAUUAAGUUGAGUAUGCUGGCAAGUUAAACACUCUGAAAGGAGCCAAGCAGUGCUUCACUUGAGUCUGUACAUGCCAGUAGGAUAGCUCUAUCAGGUACUUGCAUAUUCAAGUUAGAGAGCAAAGAGUAUGGAACUUCUGCAGUAACUCCAAGUGAGAGGGUUUUUUUUUUUUUAUAAACCAAUAUUGGGUUUGGGACUGGGGGAGGAAACAGGAAUAUUUUUAUUCCCCUAAGCAAGGGAAGUGGUUUUGUCUUUGAGUUAUUGAGUAUAAUGGUUCAAUGCCAUUUUCUCCUAUCAAUACAGGAACAUGAGAGAGCUGUACAACUUGCUUCCGUUUGCUCAUCAGAAAUUAAGUUAUUUUUUACAAUUAUUUUGUUAACUGAUUUCAUAACAUUAAUGUAGUGGUGGGUUGGUGACUGCAUUAUUUUUGGUCUGCACAAUAAAAGUCAACUGCAUUCUUUAAUGAAUCGUCAUAAACAUUGAUUUCCCUUGAAUAGUUGAAAGCAGGUUGUGUACAAAUGUAAAUUGACACUAAUAUAACUUCCUUGUUUGUGUAGGCAAGGCAGAUCAAUGUAGUUCUCUAUGUACUUGCACAUUACCUUUCCAGCAUUUUUUAGUAUUAAACUAUUAAUCAGUGGGCCUAUAUGCCAUCAUUACAUGUGCACCCCAGAGAAUCCAAAAUUUUGUUGUAAUAAAAAUGUUGCUGUAUCCUCUCUGCAUUAAAAUCUGUAAGACAAUUUCUCUUUAGAUCAAAGAGAGGCCAGUUCUUUCUGUGCCUAGCUUUCAACUCUUUUCUUUGCACAUGAUUAAAAAAAAGGUAGGAAACAACCCCUGACUAUGAAUUGUAAGGUGAGAAAGCACAGGGAUCUCAAAUAUCGGGUUCAAAUACUGUUCUGUGAAAAAUGUGCUGGUACAAGGCAAGUGAUCAGCACACCUGAGCUGAGGAAAUGAUGCUUGCAGAAGUGUUUGCAGUGAUUCUGAUUUGAAAGUCAAAAUGUUAAUUACCCAAUCUACACAUCUAAGUGCUAGUAUUUAGUUUCCUCCUGUAGGGAAUGUUGAGAGGAUAGCAACUGUAAAGCAGACCAGAUCGAGUUGCCAGGGCACCCAGGUAAAGUUACUCCAGCUUUCUAAAUGCUGUGCUUAAGUGCAAGAGAGCCAUUUCUUGUAUCUGUCAAUAUCUGAAACGAUUAUUGAAUUACCUGCUUUUUGUGCUUUCUCUACUGUUUCUUAGCAGCUAAAGGUUAUGUGUUGGCAGAGCAUACCCUACUGAGAAUAAUUUUUAAUGAUGUUAGGAUAGCCAAAUGAGCAUUUCCUAACAAAACAUGCUUGAGGAACCUGGCAUUAAUGCACCCCUCCUAAUGCCUCUCAUACCAAAGGCAUAAAAGACACGAGCUGGAAUGCAUCCAAGACAAAAAAAGCACACAAAGAGCACAACUUGGUUAUGGCACCUGAGGGGAGAAACUGGAAAGAGGGAUGUGACCUGAUCAGUGCAUGUCAAGUGCUUGCCUUCAGAACUGGAGAGGAAACCACUUAAUGCACUGUCUGAAGCCAAAAUCCCUUUCAAAAUCAAAACUCUAGGAUCAUCCAGUUUCAUGCACUAGCAAACACCUACCUAGCUUAAAUCAUGUAGCUGAUGGAUGUCUGAUGAGUCUUUUGCAUAACCAAGCUCAAAGUGAGGGAGGUAGGAUGCCUGCCAGUUCAGCAGUGAUUACUUGUUUGUGAAAUUGGCACCUAUGAUAGAAUUUCUGCUCAACUUCAUGGGAUCCAAAAGGCUUCCGCAGUUUGAGUCCCAUCUGUGGCUGGUCAAUUCCAGCAAUGAUGCCAAGUUUUUUUUAUCUUGGCUGAUGUUUCAAGUACAAACCAAUUGUAGAUCAGUACAAAAGUCUUACAGAGAAUUGAGGGAAUAUGUAUGUUUCAGCAUAUAUGUAAAAAUUAUAGCUGUUGGUGUGUCAUUUAUUAAUAUUAUUACUUAACCGCACAAAAUUCCCCUUAAGGUUCUUGGCUCUUGAAUUAGGUUUUUUCCCCCCCCAUAUGAAAAUCUGCUGCUGUUGCUGGCUGUGCCAAAGGCUGCUGACAUAACAGAAUUAAUCAUCAUAAUCAGAGUAAAGAACUAUUCAUUUUCUCAUUGAAAUGUCCUUGCACUGAUCCUGCAAGAUCAGUCCUUCAGAGCUAAUGCAUGUCCCUGUGAUACUGUCAUAAGAGAAAGCCACAGCCCUGCCAGCGACAGAUGCUCGGUAUACUUGCUGUAAUUUAGCAAGGUCACCACUCCAUGGACAGAGGCAUUUAUUUGCAUUUUCUUUGGACUGAAAAUGCCUGUUCUGUGAACCUGGCUAGAAAUAGGGCCCAGGUAUGAGACCUUUGGAAGCUGGCCUUAGAGGGUUCAAACAAGUAAGUUUAAGGCUGCUUUACAGUAAUCUGGUGGAUUCAAGUCAAACAGAUAAACAUGACCGCAUUUUCUGUUAAUGGAGUUUGGUCAAACUUGUGAGAGGGCAGGCAAGAUACAAUGCUACGGGUUGUACUUUCUCAUCCUUCUCUGCUUAUUUAGUAAAGUUAAAAGCAUGUGGUCUGUCAGAGACAGGUCCCUCAGAAUUUGCUUUCACAGUGCAUCAUUUGGUUGUCUUGGGUUAAAUUGCAGGAAGAGGAUGAAACAGAAUGAACAUAUAUCCCAGCUUUAUUGAAAACGGAUCUGGGGCAAAACUUACAAGUCUUGUCAGCUUCAUUUUUCUUCAUUGCUAUUAGUCCAUUUUCAGGUGUCCUGGGGAAUGUUAGCCAGGGUGCUGACAAGGCAGUACCCCAUCUCUACACUAAAUGUAAAUUAGUGCUCCAUUCACUUAGGCUUCUGAAUUCAGCAGCUGACAUAAACUGUUGCUAAUCUGAAGGUGAGGAUGCUGUGCUGCUGAUGAGUUCAUAUUUUACAACUCAGGAUCUCAAGCUAGUUUUCAGGCACUGCCACAACCCACCAUGUGCUUCCAGGUGACCGCUGAGCCACUUCUGUCAAAGAGAUGAUUUUUCAAGUCACCUGUAGCCCGGGACUUCAUGCCUGGCGCACACAAAACCCCCACAUGCAUAACUCCAGGUUUUCAAGGCCGCAGUACUGCAAAGUGCGUUUCCUGGUGGGGCAGAGUAGAUAAAUGAAAUCCUGAGGUUGUACAUUACA
Molecule: messenger RNA, 4215 nt
Organism: Strigops habroptila (Kakapo)
Lineage: Eukaryota; Metazoa; Chordata; Aves; Psittaciformes; Psittacidae
Gene: NOAZFP
Product: zinc finger protein 330
Exons: 10
Coding region: 98-1063 (321 amino acids)
Cellular component (GO): nucleus
Molecular function (GO): zinc ion binding
Source: RefSeq, a predicted model, not a curated record